This is a messenger RNA of Sturnus vulgaris (Common starling), 1113 nucleotides long. The record is from RefSeq and is a predicted model, not a curated record. NCBI's taxonomy places the organism in Eukaryota, Metazoa, Chordata, Aves, Passeriformes, Sturnidae.
AUGGCCUCAGGAGUCACCUCAGUGGGUGUCCCUGAGGGGGCUGAUGCCUCUGGCUUUGGCUGCUCAGGUGUCCUGGCUGUGCUGGGGCUGGAGGCCGCGGCGCCGGGCGAAUGUGAGCUCACCCGCCUGCUCCAGGACAAGUUGCAGUACGAGAUGCGCCUGCAGUACAUGAAGCAUUACUUUCCUAUCGACUACACAGUCCAGGUCCAGUAUGAAGAGGUGCUGAGGCCAUCCAACAUCACCCGCCUGCGCAACGGGACAGUGUCGGAGGCAGCACUGCGGUACCUCUGGUUCCAUGUCAGCUCCCAGGCAGUGCUGCGGAUCCGUGAGGUGCUGCCAGAGAAGCACCCAUCCUGGAAGUACACCCAAGAACUCUGCCAGCUCUUCGAUGCCCUGGGCGAGGAAUACAGCAAGUACCGGCAGACAGAUGUGGAGACAGUGGUGGCCGAUCUGGUGAAGCUGAUCCACAGCGCGGGCGCUGAGAGCCGGAGCAAGGCCGUGCGCCCCAAGGCACUGCUGGACAACUGCCUCAAGGUCAUGCGGAUGCUCUACGGGGUGCCCUGUGAGUUGGGGAACAGGGUGGGGGGCCUCAUCUUGGGGAACGCAGGUGUCACACAGUGGGGUCCUGUCCCACUCCAUGGCACCUGUUCCUUCUGUUCAGGUCGGUGGGAGUCCACCUAACAUUGUGGAAGACUCCUGACUCGACACCUCCUUGCCCUGGAGCCUCGGAUGCUGCAUCUGCUCUGCUCCUCCCAGAGCCCCAUGGGGGCUUCCCAAGGAAAGGGCAAAUGCCACUCCUUCCAGGACCAAACAAAACCUCUUCCAGAACUGUGGGACUGUUUAUGGCUGUGGGAUCUUGUCCAUCCGAAAUGUCUGGCACCCUUUGCAUGGGUGUGGAGUCAGACACAGCCCCCCGUGGCAGGCAGCUGUUGGGGGGACACAGAGCCCUCCCUGACCACAGGGCAGGUGAGGGUAUCACCCUUUUUCUCUCGAUUUGUAUUUUUUCCUCAGCUUUCAUUAAACACCAGUUAAUUCUCUAGCAUUGCAGCUCAGCUUCCGACUGGGUCCUGGGAGCCUCCAGCCUUACCCGAAAUAAAGGACCAGCAAAGAGAA